Molecule: messenger RNA, 1317 nt
Organism: Dermochelys coriacea (leatherback sea turtle)
Lineage: Eukaryota; Metazoa; Chordata; Testudines; Dermochelyidae
Gene: C1H13orf42
Product: chromosome 1 C13orf42 homolog
Exons: 3
Coding region: 1-798 (265 amino acids)
Source: RefSeq, a predicted model, not a curated record
AUGUUCAGAAAGAUCCAUUCAAUCUUUCACCCCAGCUCCCAUAGGAAGAGUCUGGCUGAUGAUAUCCCUUGCUAUGAUGGCACAGGCUCUGCUGUAAGGCUGAUCCGCAGCACCUCUAUGUACACUCUUGGAGGUGAGCAGCAGAGACUCAAUGAAUCCUUGAAAAAAUGCAAAAGUACCACCAGUAUAGAUUCAUGUGCAUACUUCCCGCAGAAAGAGGAAGACAAGGCCUGGAUGUAUGCCAAGACUCAACAUUGCUUACAGUACUUACAGGAUCUAUUAGCUUUGAGAAAAAAAUACCAUGAUAGCAUCAAUGACUUAAAAUCCGUGAACAUGACAUCAGAAAUUUCUCCGGUGUCAACGAAAUCCUCCAAAAUAGGGGAAAAGCCACUACACCCACUUCCUACCAGGCAUGCCUCUAAGAAAAGUGUCCCACAGCCCAAUUCAGAUGUAAGAGAGGCAAUAGCUUUCUUGGACUCAGUGAUUGCAGAUCUGGAUGCAGAGAAAUGGCAGAAAGUUCCUGUGACAGAUCUCCCAAACGUGGAUGUUGACUUUGAUGUUGCUACCAGCACUCGUGAGCACAGUUUACAUUCAAACUGGAUUCUCCGUGCCCCUCAGAGGCACUCCCAAGAUGCCUUGCAAAUAGCAGAGGCAGCAAGCCAGUCUAAAAGAAACAGCCAGAGAAGAACAACUGGCUCCAGAAAGAGAUUGGAAAGAUAUCCAAUGUAUUUACCCAAAGCUGUGGAAGGGGCAUUCAGCACUUUAAAAUUUAAACCAAAAUCAUGUAAGAAGGAUUAGCCCCAGCUGGAAGAUAGAUAGCUAUAUGAAUAGAUAGAAUGUGUAGCAUUUACUUCUCUUGGUAAGCUCUGGCCCACCCAACACUGCAGCAGGUAUAUAACAGUGCAUGUUAACUGAAGGUUCUUUAUGCUGUUUGUAUUGUGAGCCAUGGCUAUUCCAGGUUUGCAGUGACAUUGGAGCAUAGCUCAUUGAGUUCACAGUGCCUAACAAUACUGCUUUAUCAUUGGGUGCAGGGGAAGCUCCAACUUGGCAAGUGUUUUCCAGUGUUAUUGGAAGCAAUGAUUUCAGCAUUGCCUGGUGCAGUAAUCUCUCUCCUGGCUCUAGUGCUACAAAGCAGUUCUAUUCAUCUUUGGUGAAUAUUUGCACCAGGAGUUCCAAUUUCAGGGCAGCGAAAUGGACUUUCCUCAUCUUUGCAGCAGAGAAUUUAGUGCGUGCCAUCAUCAGUCCUAUGACCCGAGAGCAUGCAGUGGCACCAACGAGAGGCUGUGGAGAAGGCAGCCUUGAAAGGGCCUUAAAAAU